This is a messenger RNA of Plenodomus lingam JN3, 2817 nucleotides long. RefSeq lists its product as uncharacterized. Lineage: Eukaryota; Fungi; Ascomycota; Dothideomycetes; Pleosporales; Leptosphaeriaceae. The record is from RefSeq and is a predicted model, not a curated record.
AUGGACCUCAAUCCAGAUGCUGUACUCGACGCUGAGAGUGCGCUGGAAUAUGCGCGAUAUCACAGUCUCUGUGCAGACUACGCGAGCGAGGAAUUCCAACUUCAUGCCUGCCUCGCGCCAUCCGUUGAUGAGCACAAUCGAGAUCUUGUAGAUCUCUCAACACCUAUUUCUACUGACGACAUCAGUGAACUAACAAAGGAGCGAUUGACACUCAACAGAGAUGCUGCGGUAUUACUCAAGGCUAUGUACUCACUCCAAGGAGCACCUGAUACGGAUGCAUCAACCGUAAAUCGGCGCAAACUGAUGCUCAGCUGGAGACAAGAACUCCCAGCUCUAUCAACAGACCAUGAGCUCGACAUGCUGAGAUUCAGAAAAGUGGUCAGUCCUGAUCUAGAAGAUCUAAAGAUUCCUUCUGAAACAACCAAUCGGGAGAAGGAUGAGGGGUUCGAGUGGCCGUCCAAGUACUUCGCAUAUCCAGUGCAGUGCACUGAGCAGCUUCGAGCUGAGAGGCUGGGUGUGACAAAAGAGGUUUUGUUUUUUUUGCAAGACGCGAUUCGUGACGAUUGCAGAGCUCAGAAAUCCGAGUUUCUUAUCGAUGCCAUAGAAAAUCGGCUGCCUCUGCCAUCAGACAGCGGUGACUCUCUGGUUGAAGAGGCAAGAGCGAUCGAACAACAGAUUAUGAAUGAAAACUCGCUUAGGCGUGAAGGCUCAGGUAACAGCGACUUGAUGUUGCUUGACAUUAUCGAUCCGCCACAGUUCAGUCCACUUUCCGAGUACAAAGGUCCGGUAGCUGUGAAGCGGAAGGUCGAGGAUCACAAAGUAGAAGGACCGCUGACCCCACCCAUGUUCACAUCGUCGCCCAUGAAGAAACUCAAAUCUGUGUCAUUUGCAGAGAUACUGGCUGAGUAUAUUCCAACUAUGGAGUUGGCUGACACCGUCGAUGAUGAAGACAACUCCUCUGUGGAUUUCAGUGACUAUGACGACUUUCUGCGGGAAAUUGAGCCAUUGGCAGCGGAAGCGAAGAGAAAGAUCGAUAAAGAAAAGCUGUCGGGUGCUGAUACUAUAGCACGCGUUGACAUACCUGAACUCGACUUCACGCUACCAAUAGCACCGUGGAACGUUUACAAUUUGAGCAACAGUGGCCGGAAAAAGUCUAGUGAGACAGAGCUUGAGGCUCAAUCCAGACUCUUGUUGCGGAUAAAGCGCGAGGAUUUGAAGAAUGCAACCUCCUGGCAUGGCGUAUCGGCUUUGGAACGGCAGUUGCAAUGGAGCAUCUUCACCACUUCUGUAUCCUCCAUUGACCUCGAAGAAAAACUCCACGGCGAAACGGAGCUGGAUAAGACGAUAGCCGAAUUGACAACUGGUAUGAUUGCAGUGAGUUCAUCUCUAGUCUGGAAACCUCAUGGCUUGAGGAUUCUGGAUGAAGAGGAGGAAGAGGAGGAAAUUGAGGCAGAAGAAACAGAAGAGCAGCGAAAUGUGGAAGCUCUUGUUCGGAAGAGAAAGUUAGAGAUGGAUGAAGAAGUUGCAGAGAAGGCUCAAAAGCAGACAAUGUUACCGUCGGAUAGACGGCACUCUCAACAGGAGAGACUGAAGAGCCAGCAGUGGGAGAAGUCGUUGCUGGGCCGCCAUGACACUCGAAAGGAACACUCAAGAAGUACUCAAUACAAUCGAAUUGGACUCCAAGCACCACCGUCUCGUCAGAAAUCGAUGCAAAUACGCAAAGAUACUCGGAACGAACUCAUGUUUGGUGGUUUCUCGGCCAGUACGGCACUUCACAGGUUCAUGGAGACGAGAGGGAAAUCUAUGCAGUCUGCGGUUGCUGCACAGGCUCAUCACUCUACAAUGGGACAUACCACUCAGACGUUGCCUGUUGGCCCACGAGAGCCUUCGCGCGAAUUUUCAGUCAAUGGAAUCGCUAAAGCACCAGUCCAAAUACCUGCCGAGAAGACAAAGGACAUAUACCUCAUAUCUCUCCCAGAGCGCCUGCCCCUAUGCUCAUUCAUAGUCUCCUCCCUCCUACUGCAACGACGCUCCUUGACCAAACAGAUCGAGAAGCUCUACCCGAACGCAGAAAUCCUGUACAGAGACUACGCCCAGCCCCGUUUCCCCUCGCAAGAAGCAGAUAUGAUUCUCUCCCCGGCAACCGGUCUUAUCUUUACGACCCUUCAGCAAAUCAAACAACGCGCUCUCCCCGGCCAACUCGACCGCUCACCGCUCAAAGAGCGCAUUCUGGCGCUACAAACUCGGUAUGAGAGACUUCUUGUCAUGGUCAGUGAGGGUCUCUCUAGGGAAAUGGAGGAGCGAGGGUCAAGCCGACCGAGUGAUGCACGCGAUGAAGAGGCACUUGAGCAAUUUGAAGUUUUCGCAGGGCAACUAGAGGGCUCUGUACUUGUGAGAUUUCUAAAGGGAGGGGAAACGGCGCUUGCGAGGGGCGUAGUGGGUACGAUGGUGGAAUUUGGGCUCGAGUAUGGAUCGGUGGAUAUUGGGGAUGUCAAGCCUUUGGCUGUGGAGACGAGUUGGGAGCUUUUUCUCCGUCGUGCAGGCCUAAAUCCAUUUGCAGCCCAAGCGAUCGUUGCAUCGCUCAAGGACUCUUUCACUGUACCGAUCCCAGCUUCUUUUAGCUCGGGCUCAGCUGCUGCCAUGGAUACUACGAUGAGUGUACCGGUUUACGGACUGCCGGCUUUCCUGAUGAUGACGGAGGAUGAGAGAGUCCGACAGUUCCAGGCUAUGAUGGGUGGGGCCCGUAUCUUGAAGAGAGUUGGGAGAUUGUUGGAUCAGGAGUGGGUUAGUGCCGCGCAUGGGUUUAGGGUGAAAUAG